Molecule: messenger RNA, 261 nt
Organism: Funneliformis caledonium
Lineage: Eukaryota; Fungi; Glomeromycota; Glomeromycetes; Glomerales; Glomeraceae
Source: the annotation of a GenBank genome assembly
AUGAGCGAAUUAUCAAGUCUCAAGUGGCCAAUCAAGGGCGAAAAAGAUGGAUUAAUCGAAAAUUCUCUAGCAAAAAGUGAAAGAGAAUUAGAAGAAUUAAAUAAUGAGAUAGAAAAGCUUACAAAAGAAAUUCAACAGAAAGCCAAAGUUGCUCUUUCCAUUCGUAUUAAAGCCAAUGAAACCAAAUCAGGAUUUAUUCGGACUAUAAAGAAAUUCAUUGGUACUGAUAUUUGGGCUCAAUUUUUCAAUUGUUGGUUGUGA